Molecule: messenger RNA, 3843 nt
Organism: Lytechinus variegatus (green sea urchin)
Lineage: Eukaryota; Metazoa; Echinodermata; Echinoidea; Temnopleuroida; Toxopneustidae
Exons: 7
Coding region: 224-757 (177 amino acids)
Source: RefSeq, a predicted model, not a curated record
AACGUAUAAUUGGCGCUCGCGAUCGAAUAGUUUGGGGAAUCUAUUCCAAGUUUUCGGAACGGAUCAACUUUCGCAUACAGACAAAUAUUGACCUUGUAAGUUCGAAAGGUCCACCUCUGAACGAAGACACUUUCUGAAAGUACUCCAAGACUUAAACAUACUCCUAAGGAUAUAGAUUGUAUACAAAAUAUAUUCAAGGUAAAUAACAGAACAUAACGACAUCAUGUAUGCUGAAACGAAAAGGCGGACUUACUUCCAGAUGGGGAUAUUUCUCGUUGGGAUCGGGUUUUUACUGUCCCUAAUCGGGGUUUAUUACGUCAAUGGGCUGAGCUACGUUGGAUCAACAGUGUACGGUCUUGCAACGCAGAGGGCGGCAACACUUUGGGGAGGAAUCUUGCUUGUCUGUCUUGCCCUGAGGAACGUCACACUUGGUCAUCCUAACAACAGAUUCGCAACAGAUUCCAUGUGGGAUACAUUUUCAGCGAUCUUCACCAAUCUGUUGGCAUUCCUCAUCUCCGGUGCUGUAGUAGGAGUCACUCUUUGGGCUCACAUUGACUUUCUGAGGAAUGUAGAUAUCUCAACACUUGAGGGCAGCACAGAGCUCGUAAAUCUGAUCGCUAUUCUCUUGCUUGGCACACUUGGCAUGCUGACGACUAUUGUCGGCUGCAUAGUAGCUUGUUUCCCCAUCUCAGACGGACAGGCACCCCCAGCCGGUGAACAAUACGCAAUGGACAACCAGGGGUUUAACAAACACUAAAGAAACAACAACAUCCACAUGUUACUUAGAGCUGGGCGUAAACGCACACACACGAAAAAAAAUCUUCAAACUUUUCUGCUAACUGAUCCACCGGGCGCCUGAACUUCAAUUUGAAACUACGCCCUCUCUCGGCCGAGCAUGCAAUAAAAUACAACAACCAACGUGGUACCGUCAAUGCACCGCGAUUUGGCAUGCAACUGCCCGUGAAACUCAUUCAAUUUACCCCGGGCAAUUAACGCUGUAGUUGUGAGCAUAGAUGAUGCAACUAGCGAGAGACUGUUAUAACAAUAAAAACAACAACAGCAACUAUUAUGGUGUAUAUUUAUAAAAAAUUAUGCUUUCUUAUAGAUAAACCUGGGUUAAAGAUAUGAAAUGAAGAUUAAAAGAUGAUUAUGUAAACACUUCUCUCUAAAUUCCUUACAUUGCGAUCAGGGACCAAUUCAAAGUUUGUUUUUUCUUUUUUUUCUUUUACAUCCAAAUCUGGAUGGAAGAUUUCAUUCUAAUCACAGAUUUAUAAUUCAUUCUUAUUCGAUUGAAACUUUAAAUCCAAGUUUGGAUUGGUUUCUGACCACAAUCUAUCAGAUUGACUCUCACUCUACGGAAUUUAGAGAGUUUUGAUUAAUAACAAUUCCACUUGUCUGUAUAACAUAACUGCGCUGCGGUGUUUUAAUCUAUUGAGUGCGGUUUAUUAUUGAAAUGUGCAUCAAUAAUUUUGAUAUCAUUUUUUGAAAGAUAUUGCCAUUGCAAAUAUCAAUUUAAUAAGAUUAUUGACAUAUAUAGUUUUAGUGUGUUUCAUUAUUUAUCACCAUUAACCCUAUUUUGGUAUGUCUAUUUCUUUAUUUUGAAAAUUAGAUGUUUUUUAGACUUUUUGUGAAUAGUUUGAUUUUUUUUGUUUUAUGAACAUGGCUAAAGACACAAUCACAACAUAAUUUCAUUUUGAAUGGAAUAUCAUUGGUUUGUUCACUGUAAAAAUGUUGAUUAAAAUCAUAAGCACAUUGUUUAAACCCAUCACUCUAAUAACUACCGUUUAACCUUUCAAACAACCGUUUAAACUUUUUAAACAACUGUUUGAACUUUUAAAAAACUGUUUAAACCUUUUAAACAAAUGUUUAAUCUUUUUAAACAGCUGUUUAAAGUUUUUAAACAAGUUAUUUAAGCUUUUUAACCAACUGUUUAAACUGUUUUAACUUGUUGUUAGAGUGACAGGCUUAAACAACGUGCCAUUUUUUUUUUACUGUAUUUUGAGUUGGUUCAGCUGAGCACUGUGGCUGCUGCAUGUAUUCUUUAUGGGUAUAAUCUGUGUGUAGAAUAGAAGUUAAUAAGGGGGUUAUCAGCCUGGGGCGUAAUCGUUUCCUUUAUUUAAUUGUUUUUAAAAAUAAAAAAUUGUAGCUAAUAUACAAACCGCAAUCAUGAAAUUCGUACUGCAACCAGGCUGCAACCUAAUACAUAUAAUACCGAAUCGAAUAAUAGUAAAUAGAAGGAAAUUUAAAUAAUAAAAAUGAAACUCAAUUUCAUUAUUCAUCGGAUGAACGAAAUUAUUAUUUUUUAUUGAACUUCUCAAUACUUCUGAAAUAUAUAGGUUUAUGUUUGAAGUAUGAAAAUCUUUGGUAUUUUAGCACUCUUUUUAUACUGUCAUUUUUCUUUUAGGCUUAUUUCAGUUACAUUAUGAUGUUUGCAAUGUUUUACCUGUACAAUAUGUCUGUAUAUUUUAUUCACAGGUUCAUACCAUUUAGAAUUCAAUCGAGAAUUAAUUUCUUGAUAACAUAAGAAAAUGAAUAAGUAACAAGAAUCGUCGUCACGUGCACAACUCUGCGCAGUUUGAGAUUUGCUCCAAAAAAGCUGUGUAAAUAUUUUAACUCUAAAGACUAUCAUUUUGAUUAAUUCAUAUACAACAAGUCGAUUUAAUGAGUAAAUAUUCAAUAUAAAGCAAAAAAAACGUAAUUGUAUAGACAAUUUAAAUAUUGUAUUGGUGUAGCACGUUGGUUUGAUUUGAGAGAAUGUACAUUUUCUUAUAUAUUUUUGUAACAAAUUUCUUAUUUUGUUGGAAAAUAUCAUGUAUAUAUUACUCUUGUGGUUUUAUAGACCACACAGCAAUAACUGUGGUGUUAACCGGUGUACAUAGAGGACCACACCAGUUAUUUUACACCGGUGUUAAAUUGGUGGUGUUAGUUUUACACCUAUAAGUGUUAUUACAACACAUUUAGUUGUUACAUUUACACUCUUUGCAGUUAUGUUUAAUCUCUAGGGUGUAAUUUUAACACCUCAGGGUGUGGUCCUCUAUUAAUACCAAUUGGUGUCAGUUUUAACACCGCAGUUUUUACAGUGUAUGUUUCAUCGUUUUCACAACAAAGAGAACAGCACAAUAAAUUAAUGUCUAGUGGCUGAUAUUUUUUAACAAAUAUUUUGGCAUUAAAUAAUUUUUAAAGGAAUGUUAAUUUGAUGAGAUACAUGGUCAGGCAUGUGGCAUUGGAGAUUUUCUCCAAAGAAUUGAUUUGAUGAUAUCAAACAAAAUUCUAAAUAAUAUAUAUUUAUUGUAAACUUCUUGUAUAUAUUUAUAUAUACAAUAGAGCAAUUUCAGAAAUUCGGAUUUAUUAUUCUUCAUUGCAUUUUCAUAAGCCAAUUGACUAUAAUUUAUACACUCUUAAUUUUACGAAGUCAAAUUCAACUCGGAAUGACGCUAGCUGGGAGUCGACUCUUUCCAGUUAAAGUGACUAAGAUUCCUUAUGAAUUUGACCCAAAAGAAUGUGGCAUCAGCUGAAAAAUCACUCAAUGCCGAGUCAAAGUAACUGAGAAACUACUUACUUUGACUCGAAAGAGGUUUAACUCCUUGCUGGCGAAAUUCCGAGUCAAAUUUGACUCCUCGGAAAUUGAUGGUUGUAUCAAAGACCAUAACUUGAAUGAGGAAUUUGAAAUCAGACUUAUAUUGUGUGAAACAUGCAUUGAUUACAUAAAAUACAUUUGUACUUGCUUAAACAAUAAUUGUUCAAUACCCAUCAAAGCUAACCAAAACUUACUGAUUGCAAAUUGUUUUGUCAUGGGUUUUGGCAACGAUAUCUGCUAAUAAAUUUUCGAUCUUCGACCUGUGA